AUGGUUGACAAUAAAGUGAAUAUGUCGUUAGGUGAGUUCUUCAUCGAGAUUCGAGAUUCUGGAAUGAUUUAUGAUAUCAUCAAAAAAGAACGAGCAGAUCGUAACAAACGUACUCCUGCAGCAAGGAGAGGUUUCGCGUCUAAAAGAGGUGCUGUUGGAGUCAAAAGAGGUGUUGGAAUGCGUCGCAAUAUCAGAGGUGGCAUGCGAGGAGCAUCGUCGUCGUCAUGGAAUAAUCGUACUAAACCUCAAACAUCUAUCAAUAAGAAUAAUACUAACAAUUCUCAAAGAUCUUUAAGAUCAUCUAACAAUAAUCUUAAUAAAGUGGCAACAAUGCGAAUGGUACAAAAGCUUGUUAAGAAAGCAAUAAACCAGCGUGCCAAUCAGACGAUUAUACAGCGUGCGGGAGUCAGCAACCAACGUAAUCGUCGUGCUAAUUUGCUGACAAGAAGACGCGUAAUUGGUGCACGCGUUCCAGUAUGUUAUAAACUAGAUUCAAAUCAAAUAUUAUAUAUAAUAUGA
Messenger RNA from Anisakis simplex (herring worm), 519 nucleotides. Lineage: Eukaryota; Metazoa; Nematoda; Chromadorea; Rhabditida; Anisakidae. The record is from the annotation of a GenBank genome assembly.